CUUCGGAGGAGGACCACUGCUGCUCUAUAAAUCCAGCUACUUAGCUGCCAUCCAUCCUCUCUUCCAGAUCCCCUCUCCUCUUUCCAAGACUUUUUGACCCACCAACCCGACCUUCAUAGACAGAAAGAAAAGAAAAAGAAAGGCAAAAGCAAAAAUGCACCUCCAAACCCUUCUCCCCAUCCUCCUGACCUCCGCCUCCCUCGUCGCCGCAUCACCGAAUGCUGCUGCUGCUGCCGCUGCCGCUGCUGCGCCGGCAGCAACAACAGCAGCCAGCGCGGGGGACACAGCGCAGUGCGCGAAGAGUAUCCUGGACGCCUGCCUGAAACAGCUCCAACCGCAGAUGGACGCCUGCGCGCAGAACGACUGGGAUUGUCUGUGUACGCAGAGUCAGAACGUGUUGACCUGCUACAACGACUGCCCCUCCGACCCGGGCCGCUACACCGUCACCCAGCAACAAGUGCCCUACUGCAACGCGGCGCAGGCCAACUCGCUGCUAUACUCGACCUCCACCAAGGUGACCAAGACCUCGUCGGCGACCAAGACGAGCGCGCCCACCACCGCCGCGGCCAAAACGACCGCCGCGUCCGCCACGGCCACGGCGCUCGAGUCUUCCGGGGCGGCGGCCGGUGCUGGAUUGGAGCUGGGGUUGGGGGUUGCGGCGGUGGUUUUGGGGGUGUGGGGGUUCUAA
Messenger RNA from Aspergillus aculeatinus CBS 121060, 688 nucleotides. RefSeq names its product GPI anchored serine-threonine rich protein. Bases 155 to 688 code for a protein of 177 amino acids. The record is from RefSeq and is a predicted model, not a curated record. The transcript is spliced from 3 exons. Lineage: Eukaryota; Fungi; Ascomycota; Eurotiomycetes; Eurotiales; Aspergillaceae.